AUGACCAUGGGCACCAGUGCUGGCCUGGAAACUCAAGAGAAGGAGCCGACAGAGGAGAAGGCCAAACCAAAUUGCACCCUCUUCUGCGCCAAGCACUCUGCGUUUCCAUUGGCUCCACCCCUUAUGCAAAUUCUCUGUCCAGGCAGUUCCUGUGACCCUCCUCCCGACAUCCAUGUCUUAGCACAUCCAUGUGACUUAGCACCAGCCAAUCAGAGCAGCUGA
This is a messenger RNA of Rangifer tarandus platyrhynchus (Svalbard reindeer), 222 nucleotides long. The record is from the annotation of a GenBank genome assembly. Lineage: Eukaryota; Metazoa; Chordata; Mammalia; Artiodactyla; Cervidae.